AUGCAGACAGGAGCCGUUUUUCCUGGCAAGAUCGGCCGCAGUAAGUUGCUGAAGACACACGAUUUCUCGUCUGCCUUGGUCCCAGGGCAGACCUACCGAUUUUCAGGUUCGUCAGAUUUGUCUUCAGGGCAAACGCAAGAACCAGACUCGGCUUCAUCAGACCUGCAGCAGACGCACGAACCAGAGUCGGUUUCAUCAGAGUUGGUUUCAGGGCGCAACCAGAGACCAGCAGGUUCAGGUUCAUCAGAUUUGGCCUUAGGGCAGACACAAGACACAGUGUCACAUACAUCUUCAGAUUCAUCUACGACCAACUGGGUGGUGAAUCUCAACAACUCCGUCUUCAUGUCUGAUGAUGAGAUCACUGAUGAUGAGAUCACUGAUGAUGAGAUCACUGAUUUCCCAAAUCUCGAGCCUUGCGCGAAGCUGGUGCCACGCGCGCCCGGUGGUGGUGAACUCCAUCCUGCCAUUCUUCGACACGUGAACGGCACGUGCGAACCAUGUGUCUUCCACGGCGCAACGAGAGGUUGCAGACAUGGGAAUCAUUGUUCCUACUGUCAUUUGAAUCACGCGCCCCCUGUCGUGGAUCGACGUGUCCGCAAGCGUACCCGCGACAAGAUCACGGCCCGCCUGCAGACUCUCUUGAGGCCGCCAGUGGAUCUUGAUGCAGUACAUGCGGAGCUGCAAAAAGAAGCAGUGCAUCAUAUCUUUGGGCGGGCCAUGAUCCACGACUACUUGGAAGACCCUGAUCCCGCAAACUUCUUCAAUGCACGGUUGCAAACGCAGUAG
This is a messenger RNA of Cladocopium goreaui, 786 nucleotides long. Lineage: Eukaryota; Dinophyceae; Suessiales; Symbiodiniaceae. The record is from the annotation of a GenBank genome assembly.